Molecule: messenger RNA, 382 nt
Organism: Rhagoletis zephyria (snowberry fruit fly)
Lineage: Eukaryota; Metazoa; Arthropoda; Insecta; Diptera; Tephritidae
Product: COMM domain-containing protein 4-like
Source: RefSeq, a predicted model, not a curated record
AAAUUCAAAUUCUGCGGCGACAACGACUGCCAGGACUGGCUGCUGGCGCAGAUUAAUCUACUGUCAAAGUUGACGUCAAUCAAAGUCAAGCUGAUCCUGAACGAAGUGAUCGGCAACCUGCUGACCGGAAAGGAGCUUGAUUUCGCCAAAAUCUGCAAGCUAACGGCAGAUGCGAGGCUAAGCGAAGACGAGACAAAGGCGGCAGUGGCGGCGCUUCACUUCAUCAUCGCCAGCGCCUCAAAGUACGACACUGAGGGCGAGGUCCUCUCCAAUGAACUGCAACAGCUCGGUCUACCUCGAGAACACUCCACCGCCCUCUGCAAGGUCUACGCGGACAAUGUGGGCAAAGUGCAGGCGGCCCUCAGAGAACAAAGUCUAAGAU